CACAUUACUCAAAUUUCCAGUUUCAUUUUUUUUUUAACAAUUAAACAUGUGCCCCGGCCACCGCAGGUCCUCCUCGCCGCCGACGGGCACCGUGUGCGAUGCGCGAAGCCCUUCCUUAGAGAAGGCCGCGCUUCUCCUCGAGCUCGCCGCCUCCGAUGACCUCUCCACCUUCAAGCGGGCGGUGGAGGAUGCCGGCCUUCCGCUCGACGUCGCCGCUCCAUGGUACUGCCGCUCCUCCGACGGAGUUAUGGGGUAUCAGCUACGGACGCCGACCAUGAUCGCGGCCCUUUACGGCAGCACCUCCGUGAUGGGAUAUAUUCUCUCCGCCCGCCCCGCUGAGUCCGCUCGUUGCGCCGCCACCGACGGCGCCACCGCUCUCCACUGUGCUGCCGCAGGUGGCUCCGCGGCCUCCCUCGAGGUGGCGAAGCUCUUGAUCGCCGCAUCUCCCGACGUCAUCGAUGCCGUCGACACGAGCGGCAACCGACCAGGGGACAUCGUGGCCCGGCAGCUCUCGAACUCCGUCUUCAAAUCCCUCGAAGUACUCUUGAGAUCUCCUGCUUGUCCUAGGGUUUCUUCCCCAAAUAAAGAGGUAGCCAAAGUAAGCGAGAAGAAGGAAUACCCGCAGUCCCCUGAUUUGGUGCUUCCGGACAUCAAUUCCGGGAUCUACGUAACCGACGAGUUCCGGAUGUAUGCUUUCAAGAUUAAGCCGUGCUCGCGCGCCUACUCCCACGACUGGACGGAGUGCCCCUUCGCCCAUCCCGGCGAGAACGCCCGGCGUCGGGACCCACGGAAGCACUCCUACAGCUGCGUGCCGUGCCCCGAGUUCCGCAAAGGCACUUGCCGCAACGGUGACGCCUGCGAGUACGCCCACGGGGUGUUCGAAAGUUGGCUCCAUCCGGCACAGUACCGGACUCGGCUUUGCAAGGAUGAGACUGGAUGCAACCGCAGAGUCUGCUUCUUUGCGCACAAGGUGGAUGAGCUACGCACGGUGAACCCCUCGGCCGCUUCGAUGACUGGAACCGCGUUGCCAUCGCCCGGAUCAUCGCCACCGUCAGGUGUUUCAUCCAUGGACAUGGUGACGGCCUUGUUGUUGAUGCAGCAGUCUGGUUCGCCGGCGUCUUCUCAGACAGGCAGCGUGGCGAGUCCACAACCGUUGCAGUUGCCGAGCAGUAGGCUGAGGGCUUCAAAGAGUGCUAGGAACAUGGAGGUAGACCUGGGGGUUCUUGGAUCGGAAGGGUAUCAGAAGAAACUUAUAGAUGAUGCCCGAAGAACAAACAGCUUAGCUGCAGCCGUAGCUGCUGCUGGAGCUACUGAUUACAACCACUUGCUUGGUUCUGUCGAUCCAUCACUACUAAAUAAACUGCAGGGGCUUUCUGUGAGAUCGAUGCAACAGUCUCAGUUGCUGUCUAGCUAUGGUGGUUCCUCAUCUGCCGCCCCUACUUCCACUGCAACAUCUUCCUUCGGUCUCGACAAUUCAAUGGCCAAGGCCAUCAUGGACUCAAGAGCUUCCGCCUUUGCUAAACGCAGUUUAAGUUUCUGCGACCGUGGAGCAACUGCUGGGCGUCAGUCCACUCUCUCCGCAAUGACGAUGACGGCCAUCCCACCACCACCACCACCGGCUGAGUCGGAUUGGAGCUCACCAUAUGGUAAAUUGGAUUGGAGCAUUCAAGGUGAGGAACUGAACAAGCUCAGGAAAUCUGCUACCUUUGCAUACCGUAACAAUCAAGCCAUGCACGGAGGCAUAUCUUCUGCCAGUGGCUCGAAAGAACCCGACGUGUCCUGGGUGAAUUCUCUGGUGAAGGAUGGUCCUGCAGUGGCUCCAGUGGGCAGGAUGGGCGCAGGCAAGCAGCAGAAUGGUUAUCCAGUCAGGGAUGGAGGCAAUUCCCAUGGCUCUGAGUUUUUCUAUCCUUGGGUGGGGGACAAGAUAAUGGCGUAGCCGAUGCGAUGAACAACUACUGACCUGUUUUUUCAUUAUAUAUGUUUUCUUGAAACAGUUGUAGCUAAUAGAAUGCACGAAGGUAGUGAAGGUCUUGAAUUUCUUGGGUAGGGGAGAUGAGUCAUCCAAGAAUUUGAAGCAUUCAAAUGUUCUUUGAAUCUUGUAUCAGUAAAACAGUUUGAUACAAAUUAUCUCC
Zingiber officinale is the source of this 2132-nucleotide messenger RNA. Its product is annotated as zinc finger CCCH domain-containing protein 33-like. Bases 47 to 1936 code for a protein of 629 amino acids. The transcript has a single exon. Gene Ontology annotation, molecular function: protein binding; metal ion binding. The record is from RefSeq and is a predicted model, not a curated record. NCBI's taxonomy places the organism in Eukaryota, Viridiplantae, Streptophyta, Magnoliopsida, Zingiberales, Zingiberaceae.